This is a messenger RNA of Gadus macrocephalus (Pacific cod), 3728 nucleotides long. It is a transcript of the gene ulk4, whose product is annotated as unc-51 like kinase 4. Gene Ontology annotation, biological process: protein phosphorylation. Gene Ontology annotation, molecular function: ATP binding; protein kinase activity. Lineage: Eukaryota; Metazoa; Chordata; Actinopteri; Gadiformes; Gadidae. The record is from RefSeq and is a predicted model, not a curated record.
UCAGCAGCAGCAGCAGCAGCAGCAGCAGCAGCAGCAGCAGCAGCAGCAGCAGCAGCAGCAGCAGCAGCAGCAGCAGCAGCAGCAGCAGCAGCAGCAGCAGCAGCAGCAGCAGAAUCAGGUGGUGAUGUGCAGCGGUGUUCCUGGUUCUCCGGUUGCUUGCGUUCUGGUGACAACGUCGCUGGCUGGCUAUGCUUGUGUCCAAGCACCUCCGCAAGUUAUUUGUAUUAAACCCCAACAGGAAGGCAAAGUCAUUGUCAAAGCUCACUUGCUUCUGAUCAAUUGGUGUAUUUUUAAUAACUUCCUUGGGGUCUUCUAGAAUAGUAUUGCAGACCUUCGUCGGUGACAAUGCUAUUGAAAGUAGGGUUGUAAAAGUUAUUAAGUCCUUUAUGAAAUAGUUAAAAAAUAAUGUUAGCAUACAUCAAUUGAAUGCAUCUAUCUUCUAUCUGUCGAACUUCUAUCCGUCUCAUUCAGCUUCUAUGGCAACCCUUUUGCAUCUCGUCCUGUCGCUUAGCAACGAAGGGACAGCACCAAGGUGACGACACUAGGGUUAGUUGAUUACGGCUAAAUCGCAAACUACAAAAACAAACAAUACGUUUUCAUUUCACGUGAAUAUUUUUUAUAUCUGACUGAAGUAAACAAUCAAAAUUAUUACAUAGAAAGCGAUUUUGUCUAUAUACGGAAAUUAUAUAUCCAUGAAAUUUCCCUGCACCCCCGGCAGGCGCAGUGAAGUGGUCCGAGGCAACUUCCUGUUAAACAAACAGCGCGUUGGUCAAGCCAAAGAAGUUGAGGCUGAGGCAAUGACAACAGAGGAAAGAUCCAAACUGUAAAUACAUUUAUUGUAAGUUUAGCAAUGGUCCAAUACCAUUUUACUUCCGACCCUACCGUGUCUUUUCUCGGGGGAUGCAGCUGUUUACAAUAUGGAGAACUUCAUCCUUUAUGAUGAGCUAGGGUCAGGUAGCAGGUCUGUGGUGUAUAAAGGCCGAAGAAAGGGCAGUCUUGGUUAUGUAGCCAUUAUCUGUGCCGAUAAGAACAAGAGGCCAGAAAUCACCAACCAUGUACGCCUCUGCAAUGACCUGGACCAUCAGAACAUUGUGUCCUUCUGCGAGUGGUAUGAAACCAGCAAUCAUCUGUGGUUGGUCAUGGAGCUCUGCACAGGUGGCUCCCUGGAGUCUGUGAUUGGCCAGGAUGGCUGUCUGACAGAAGACAUGGUGAGGUCCUUUGGAUGGGACAUAGUCAAAGGGCUGAAGCAUCUCCACCAAUCAGGAAUCAUCUACUCUGACCUCACUCCUGCCAAGGUCUUGCUGGACGGGGAGGGCGUGCUGAAGCUCAGUAACUUCUGUCUGUCCAGGGCGGCGGGAGAGACCCUGGAGGAGUUCUUCACAAUGCUGUGCCUCUCGGGCCAGGCAGGAGGGGAGGGUGGAGGGCGAGACCAGGAGGUCUCUGAGAGCGGCCUCAGGAAGAGGAUACAAGGUUCUCCAGUCUACAGUGCCCCAGAGGUCUUGCAGGGAGCCAAUACCAGUCCCAGCUCUGAUCUGUGGGCAUUGGGUUGCAUGCUCUACCACAUGUACUCAGGAAAGCCUCCGUUCUAUUCUGAAAACUACACUGAAAUGGUGAAAAUGAUCACGCACCAGGAGCCUGCACCCCUCAGACAAACAGUCGAAGAGUCUGAAUCAAGUCCCAGUGUUGAGUUCAAGAGCCUUCUGAAAGGCCUGCUUAACAAAAACGCCAACAAGAGAAUGGAUUGGCCAGAGCUGCUGGACCACCCUUUCUGGGCCCAAGUGAAGGAGGAGGAGGAGGAGGAGGAGGAGGAAGAGGAGGGAUGGUCUGAAGAUGAAGAGGAAAGGGAUGAGGGAGAAGGCGAUGGUCCUGAUGGAGAUGACGCCAUCAGUUCAAGGUCCAACCCAAACCAAAGGCUCUCAGACCGAACGCUGGGCAGCGGGUGCGCUGGCCCGUCCUCCACCCAGACACCAGACCACAGCCUGGGGCAGGACCCCGUGAGACGGAGGGCGUCCCACCCCCUGGGCCCCAGCCGGUCCUUCUCCCUGGAUAAUGUUUCAGAUCUAAGACCGAAGAGCGCAGAUAACGAUAACUCUGAGGCAAUGUUCCUGCUAAGCAGCCGUGCGACCCCAAGAAGAGGCUGCAGUAUUCCGGACCCCCACUCCCAGCUGCCUGCAUCCAAGGCCCAUGAGAGCGUCCCUGGCAGCGACACUACGUCCUGUGUGGAAGCCCUGCUGUACACCGACGCGGACAUGACCGUCGCCGCGGUGAUCGACAACCCCAAGAUUCUGCACAGCCCGGCCGUACGGUUUGACCCAAAGACUCUGUGUGUGCCAGCGUAUUCAGUGGACAAGCUCCGAUCCCUGAGCGACGAGGAGUGGGACGUCUUCCUCCUGCAGCUCUGCUCCUCCCUGGAGGGAACGGCCGCGCCUCCUCCUCCUCCUCCUCCUCCUCCUCCUCCGGCCUCCUCUUCCUCCUACAGCGCUCCCCCUCCCCCUCCUCCUCCUCCUCCUCCUCCGGCCGCUGCGGCAGUCCGCUCCAGAGUCAACCUGCUGGGCUACCUGUGUGGCGCCGCAGUCGCCCGUGGAGACGUAGCCACCCGGCUCAUCAACUCCCCCCUGCUGGCCGUGUUGACUCAUCAGCUGCAGCAGGCCCCUUCCUGGGAUGUGAGAAGCAAGGUGCUCAGAGUCAUCGGCCUGUUGGCUCAGCAUUGCACCAUCCUCAGUGAGGAAACGCCCACCUCUGAGGUGGUGUGUGCAAUAACAGACCUCCUUAGAGACAACCUGAGGAACAACAAAGCAAAGCAGUGCCUGUUGCCACCACUAGGGGAGCUCCUCUAUCGCAUUGCAUCCCAGCAGGAGCAGGAGAAGAGGAAGAGGAGGAAGAGGAAGAAGGAGAGGAGGAGAGGAGACUCCCCAGAGGCGGUGUGCUUCGUUCCUGCAGCCGCCUACUGCGGCUUAAUGAGGAGCCUCAGGGAAGGGGACGACGCCGUGGUCCAGCACAUGGCCGCUAAGACCGUCGAAAACCUCGCCACCACCGUGACUGACUCCGCCCACAGCUGGGUCACCGUGGAGACAGGCCCCGCCCUGUGGUACCUGUUCACCCACUCCACCGUGGAGGCUGUCAGAAUCACGGCCAUCUCUGCUCUGUCCAGGCUGACCCGUCGCGUCCCGGGGGUCUUCCUGGCGGUGAUUGACAGCUGCGGGCCGGCGGCCAUGUUUGAGGGUCAGGGCGUGGCCCCGCCCAGAGUCCAGCAGCACCUGUUGACUGCCACCGCCGCCGCGCUGCUGGGCUCACACACACACACCCACCGCCUGGCGCAGGCCAAGGAGGUUGUGUUGAAGGUCCUACGGUGUUUAGACAGUCCGUCCACGCUGACCAGGGCCAAAGCACUGCUGCUUCUCCUGCUGCUCCUCCAGAACAACACACAGACACUGAAGUACUGCUGUCAGCACAGACUGGUGAUGUACCUGGAACGGGACACGCGUAAAGCCACGCCCCUUAGAGAGAACACCAACCAAUCACAAUCUCAGUGUCUGGCCUUGACAGUUCUGUACCUGACCCGCACAGUGCCGCUCAUCCUGGAGAAGGUUCUGUCUGCAUUAGGGGGAGUGGUGGGACGAAGACACCCCCCUCCAGCCCAGAGCAAGAACCUGAAGAACACCCUGCCCUCGCUGUCCAUCGUGCUGGACCUGCUGUCCUCACAGGUACAUUAGUCUGACAAAUCAGAG